UGUAUCCCUUGUCAUCUACACCGUCCCAUUCCAACAGAGAAGAACAUCAAGAAUCCCCGGAGAAAGCUUCUCACAAGUUGCAGUAAGGAAUCAUGGGUGUUCUUGGUGCCCUUGCCAGGCAUUUGGAUUCUCUUGUUGGGCCUGGAAUCAUGCUGCUUUAUCCGCUAUACGCGUCGAUGCGUGCGAUCGAGAGCCCCUCUUCCCUGGAUGAUCAGCAGUGGCUCACCUACUGGGUCUUGUACUCCCUGAUCACCCUCUUUGAGCUCUCAUGUUGGAAGGCUCUCCAGUGGCUGCCUCUGUGGCCAUACAUGAAGCUCCUCUUCUGCUGCUGGCUGGUGCUGCCAAUCUUCAACGGCGCGGCCUACAUCUACGAGACGCACGUCCGGCGCUACUUCAAGAUCGGCCAGUACGUGAGCCCCGCCUACAAUGAGAGGCAGAGGAAGGUGCUGCAGAUGAUGAGCCUUGACGCCCGCAAGUCCGUCGAGCGAUUCAUCGAGACGCAUGGGCCCGGUGCCUUGGAGAAGAUCAUCCAGGCGGCCGAACAGGAAGCCAAGAGAGCCUAGUUUAGCUUGUGGUGAAAGUAAAA
Molecule: messenger RNA, 586 nt
Organism: Lolium perenne
Lineage: Eukaryota; Viridiplantae; Streptophyta; Magnoliopsida; Poales; Poaceae
Product: HVA22-like protein f
Source: RefSeq, a predicted model, not a curated record